Mirounga angustirostris (Northern elephant seal) is the source of this 5787-nucleotide messenger RNA. It is a transcript of the gene ZFP91, whose product is annotated as ZFP91 zinc finger protein, atypical E3 ubiquitin ligase. The transcript has 12 exons. Lineage: Eukaryota; Metazoa; Chordata; Mammalia; Carnivora; Phocidae. Gene Ontology annotation, molecular function: DNA-binding transcription factor activity, RNA polymerase II-specific; RNA polymerase II transcription regulatory region sequence-specific DNA binding. Gene Ontology annotation, cellular component: nucleus. Gene Ontology annotation, biological process: regulation of transcription by RNA polymerase II. The coding region runs from base 130 to 1821 and encodes 563 amino acids. The record is from RefSeq and is a predicted model, not a curated record.
AGAGGAGCGCAGAGUGAGAUUGAGCCGGACGCUCCGGGAGGCGAAGGGGGCGGGGGGAGCAGCGCCGCGGCCGCCGCCGCCUCCGCCUCCGCCGCCUGGGACGAGGGGGUGGGGGACGGACGAGCCCCGAUGCCGGGGGAGACGGAAGAGCCGAGACCCCCGGAGCAGCAGGACCAGGAAGGGGGCGAGGCGGCGGCGGCCAAGGCGGCUCCAGAGGAGCCCCAACAACAGCCCCCUGAGGCGGCGGCGGCGGCGGCGCCUGCGGGGACCACUAGCAGCCGCGUGCUGAGGGGAGGUCGGGACCGGGGCCGGGCCGCUGCGGCCGCCGCCGCCGCCGCUGUGUCUCGCCGGAGGAAGGCCGAGUAUCCCCGCCGGCGGAGGAGCAGCCCCAGCGCCAGGCCUCCCGACGCCCCAGGGCAGCAGUCCCAGGCCGCGAAGCCCCCGUCUCCAGCUCAGGGCAAGAAGAGUCCGCGACUCCUAUGUGUAGACAAAGUGACAACUGACAAAGAUCCUAAGGAAGAGAAAGAGGAAGAAGAUGAUUCUACCCUCCCUCAGGAAGUUUCCAUUGCUGCAACUAGGCCUAGCCGGGGCUGGCGCAGCAGUACCAGGACGUCUGUUUCUAGGCAUCAUGACACAGAGAACACCCGAAGUUCUAGGUCGAAGACUGGUUCCUUGCAGCUCAUCUGCAAGUCAGAACCAAAUACAGAUCAGCUUGAUUAUGAUGGGGCAGAAGAACAUCAGUCUCCAGGUGGCAUUAGUAGUGAUGAGGAGGAGGAAGAGGAAGAAGAGAUGUUAAUCAGUGAAGAGGAAAUACCAUUCAAAGAUGACCCAAGAGACGAGACCUACAAACCCCACUUAGAGAGGGAAACCCCAAAACCACGGAGAAAAUCAGGGAAGGUGAAAGAAGAGAAGGAGAAGAAAGAAAUUAAAGUGGAAGUAGAGGUAGAGGUGAAAGAAGAAGAGAAUGAAAUUAGGGAGGAUGAGGAACCUCCUAGGAAGAGAGGAAGAAGGCGAAAAGAUGACAAAAGUCCACGAUUACCCAAAAGGAGAAAAAAGCCUCCAAUCCAGUAUGUCCGUUGUGAGAUGGAAGGAUGUGGAACUGUUCUUGCUCACCCUCGCUAUUUGCAGCACCACAUUAAGUAUCAGCAUUUGCUGAAGAAGAAAUACGUAUGUCCUCAUCCCUCCUGUGGGCGACUCUUCAGGCUCCAGAAGCAACUUCUACGACAUGCCAAACAUCAUACAGAUCAAAGGGAUUAUAUCUGUGAAUAUUGUGCUAGGGCCUUCAAGAGUUCUCACAAUCUGGCAGUGCACCGGAUGAUUCACACUGGCGAGAAGCCAUUACAAUGCGAGAUCUGUGGAUUUACGUGUCGGCAGAAGGCAUCCCUUAAUUGGCACAUGAAGAAGCAUGAUGCAGAUUCCUUCUACCAGUUCUCUUGCAAUAUCUGUGGCAAAAAAUUUGAGAAGAAGGACAGCGUAGUGGCACACAAAGCAAAAAGCCACCCUGAGGUGCUGAUUGCCGAAGCUCUGGCUGCCAAUGCAGGCGCCCUCAUCACCAGCACAGAUAUCUUGGGCACUAACCCAGAGUCCCUGACACAACCUGCAGAUGGGCAGGGUCUUCCUCUUCUUCCUGAGCCAUUGGGAAACUCCACCUCUGGAGAGUGCCUCCUGCUAGAAGCUGAAGGGAUGUCAAAGUCAUACUGUAGUGGGACAGAACGGAGUGUUGCAGAUUUGCCAUCCCUCCACUGUGGGGGUAGAAAAUGGAAUAAGGAUAGAAGGGAUGUAGAAUAUGCUUUCCUGCCCACAGUAAGGAUUUGGAAUUGACUUGGUAUGUUGAGUACAUUUGAAAAUACUAUCAGGUUGAUUGGGUGGGUUUACAACAAAGUUGUUCCACUCCCAUUAUAAGUCCAUUUUGUACUUUUUUACUAGCUCGUAUCUGUACCCUACACUAUUACCUUUUGUCUUUGUCACAUUUAUCUUCUCCUUUGUCUCUGUAAGUUGUUUUUGCAGUGGUUAGUCAUCAGAUAUUUUAACCACCUACACAAAAGCAAACUGCAUAAAAAAAACUUGAUGAGAUUGAGGGAAAAUACGUUCUUCCCUAUAUCACACUCCUCCCCACCAAAGCAACAAGUUAGUUCUAAUAAUUAGAAACUUUCUAUUCUUCCUCCUUUUGUUUUUUGACCUCUUUAUAGGUACCACUUGCCUACCGUUUGCUUCAAUAAAUUAUUAUAGCAGUUUGCAAUCAAUCUUAAAAUAUUCUCCAUGGCCUUUAUCUUUUUUCCUUUUGAUAAAGGGAUGCUAGCACAAUAAGAGUGGUGUAAGUAAGCUGUCUUAUACUAGGCCCUCUUCCCUUUCCCUGUCUGCUUCUCAUGCUGUUUACUUCUUUGUCCUUCCAAGGAGCCCUUUUAGUCUUAAAAUUCUGCAUUUUGUACUCUUAAUCAAAUUGGGUUACCUUUUUAAUAACUUCCCAUUGCACAUUCUCCAAUUUGAAUUGGCAGUUCAAAAUUCUGAAAGUAUAGUUGAGAUACAAGUAGUAUUUCUGGGAGAUGCGCUUUCCCCUAGUCUCUGGUUGCCCAGGGUUAUUCUGCAUAAUUGAGACUUACUGUGCUCCAGAGAGUUUGGAUAAACACUGGCCAGGAUUACUGGAAGUUAAAAAAGAAUUCAGGUAUGGAAAAGCAUCUACAUAGAGCACUUGAACCUCCUUUGUACCUGUUGGAAAAAAUACAAAGAGUGUACUAAACCCAGCUAAGGUUAUUACAGUCUGGUUGUUUGAAGUACCAUUUUUCCCUCCUCCUUUUUCCCACUUUCCAGUGUACUCAAGAAAAUUGAAAAAUUGUAAUGGAUCAAUUUAAAAUAUUUUUACUUCCUAAAAGCCUUUUUUGCCUGUUGUAAUGUGCAGGACCCUUCUCCUUUGAUGGGAGAGACAGGUAGUUACCUGAAUCUAGGUUGAAAAGGUUAUGUAAAAAGAAAUUAUAAUAAAAGGGAUACUCUGCUUUUCAAAUCCUUGUUUUCUCUUAAUCUAGGUAAGGCAUAUCCAAAAUAAAUAUGUAAAGAAAAAUAAAAGUUGUCUUCAUGGAAGCAACUUGUCUUCCUUGAUUGUACUGAGUUACAGUUAUCCUAAGGGUUAAAACAAUUGAUUGCUGCUGAGAAUCCAGUGCCCCCAGGACAGGGUUUAUGUGGCAGGUGCUAUUGCUUCUCUCCAGCAGAGUCAGAUAGUUUACUUCUCUUUCGUUCUUGAUCUCUAAUGCUGAGUUGCCAUAGGAUUCUUUGAUCAUCUGGCCAACUUGGAAACCCCUCCAGUGUUUUGACAGAGUUCUAGAAAAGAUGGCCUUAUUAAUCUAGUAGGGAGAACGUUAAGGAUGCUAUGAGGUUUAUGUUAGUCUGAUAAUGACAAAACCUUGAUAGCAUUUAAUAUCAGUGCUUUUUCACAAAACUCAGUGUCCACAGCGAGUACUAACUUAAAAAAAAGAUAAAAAUAGAAUCCUCCUACCUUAAAAGGCCUACUGUGAGUGCCAGUCUCAGUUUUCCUCCCCUCCACCCCUUGUUUAUUGUUUCCCUGUGGAAGUUUGCACCUGAAAAGGCAUGUGUUUCUAUUUAGAGACAAUGUCUAUGGUACGAAAUAGUGAAAGCUAAUUGAUUUGGGGAUGACAUUUGCCGCUCUUGCUCAGGGAGCAUUAUCUAACCUACAGAGUUACGUUAGAUGCAGCAGAAGAGAACUCUGCAUGUGCUUUUAAACUCUUUUGUCCUCAUUUCAAAGCCCAGCUCAUUCUCAUAUUUUGUUAGGAAGCAGUGUGGUAUGACUGGGAUAAGGAAGAAGAAGGAAAGCAUGUUGUCACUUGAGACUGCCUUAGAAAUGUUUCCCAGUCAGCGUUGGGUGUUUCCUGUUCUUUGGAAGAGAACAGGCCCAAACAGUACCUUCUUCAUCCUGUAGCUGCAAGGAAGGCACCAUGAUCGAGGUUAGAGAUGACUGACUUUGCUGAUUUUUAGUUGAGUGUAAAUGAAACUAACUUUAAAUACAUAAUGAAAAGAUGCUAUAUUUUUAAAGGACCUAUUUUGCAUAAAUUUUGUUUCUUGAACAAAAUGUGAAAAACCUACAGAAUGAAAUUGCAAAGUCAAUGGGAGAAUCAGAGACCUAAUUUAAGUUUUUUGCCUGCUUGCUGGGUUUUGUGCACAUUAUUUAGUUUCUUUAAGCCUCAGUUUCUUAAUGUAAAAUGAGGAAAAUAAUACUUAUAGAACUAUUCUAAAGAUAAAUAAAGGCUUUAAAGCCUUUCACACAGUGUCUGGCCCAGAGUAGCUGCUUAAUCAAUGGCAGCUGUUAAUAACUUAAUAUUAUUGAAUACUUUACCAGGCCAAAAAAGGAAAAAGAGAGAGAGAGAGAGAGAAAGAAGAGGACAUGGGCAGUGCAAGGGAGGGUGAUAACAAAAUGAACUGAUUAUGUGUAUAUAAAGUAGAUCACAUUAGGCAGGGAUGUCAUGAGGAUUAGUGUGAUAGUGACCUUGUUGCUAAGUGCAAAAGCAAAACAAUGACAUAAAAGCAAGUAGGCUCAGCACUGAGUGGAGGAGAGAGAUGGAGGCAGACACUGCAGGGAAAAAAGCUGAUUAAAAAGGGGCCUUUGAUUCCACAGGCACAAAAAUCCACAGCCAGGAAUUUGCUGCCACCUCUGAGUCAGGCAGGGGGGUGGGGGUGGGGUGCACAAUCCCAUUAGUACAGAAUGCCCAGUGGAUUUAGUCUGAGAGUCACAUUUCUUACUUGGACCAGUGUAGACCGUAGCAAACCCAGCUCACUUGUUUCCUGGGACAGUUGAGUUAGGGGAUGGCUUUUGCAGAGCACUCACCGCUGACCCCUCACCGCCGGGACCUCUGUAGCCGCUCUAUCUGGCUAGCAAGGAAGAUUCGUUCAGACCUGACUGCUCUUUUGGAAUCUUAUGUAAGUUGCCUGAUUUGCUGUUGUCUGUUUUCACUUCAUCUCUUCUGAUGCAGCCCCUUACUGUCAUGUUCCAGCCCCCAAUACCAAUCAUUGAAGGCCCUAAUCAUAUAGUCAUUCAUAGAUUGGGCACCUAUUAUUUGACAUGGUUCCUUCCCUUAAGGAAACUCCUAUGACCUUAUUUUCUUCUCUAGGCUGUUUAGGAGACAUGAUCUAUGAAUAAGAAAAAUAGACAUAGGCUUCUGAGUGGGAUUGGCUGCGUGUCAUGGAGGCUAUUCCUAAUUUGAUUGCCUACAGUCUGAAUUCUACCAGAAUAGAUUAACCAUGUGCCCUCUAAGUGUGGGUUCUUCAUUCACAUUGUUCUGAAUUUUUGAGCAGCAUAAACCCAAAGAAUUUCUUCUGUACAGUAUUAGCCACCCACUUUUUCAUUACAUAUAUCAAGUUUCUGUGUGUCUAAAUAGAAUGGUCACCUACACUAUCAAAAGGAUUCCCUAGAAGAUUCAUUGGGGACUUAGGGAAGUGUCAAAGGAACUAACCAUGGAGUUCCAGAUUGGUUUUCUGAUAGAGGGAGAUCACCAUCAGUUUCCACCUAAGGCUCACUAUUACAGAAACACUGAAGGAGAGUUGUAAAUUUAAGUUCUCUGAGAAUUGGUUUAUCUUUGUAUAGUCUCACCAGUUAAAAAUCAGACUCUUUAGUGCCUUUUUUUAUUUUUUAAUUUUUAUUUAACUAAUUCCCACUGAAUUCUCUAAAGGAUUGUCCUCACCGUUGAGAGUGGAUAAUGAAGGAGAGGGGGUUAGAAAAAUUCUGCAAUGGGUUAAUUCUAGGGCUUCCUAAGGUCUGGUCAGUGUCUUCAAGUAUGUUUAAAA